CGCGCACACGUACAUACAAACACCCACACACACCUGACAUGAUGGCCUGAUCAAACUGAUCCAGCAGGGCAUGCUGGGUGAAUCAGGGUCAAUGCCCUCACGUCGCCUCAAGACGAGCAGCAGGUAGGCAGCUGCAGGUGGGUCUCAGUCUCACCGCUCAGGUAGACCUUCGACUGGAGUGGAAACAGAAAGAGAGAGGCUGCUGGAGAUAAACAAGGAGGCCUAAUAACAUGAUCCAGCUAUAGUCGGAUCUACCUGAGAGUCACCUUACCUGUCGGACCAGGACACCUGAGGAUGUACCCCAACUCACAGUCCUCCAGACACCCGGCUCAGACGCUGUCUCUGAACAGUCAGUACUUCCCGGCUCCGUAUGACUUCACCGGUUAUCCUCAUCACGUCCCGGGAGUCGGUGACUCGUCCUGGAGCUCCGUGUACGCUCCCCGGGAGGAGUAUCCGUACGGCUUCCCGGGAUCGAGCCCCUCCGCCGGGCAGCUCAGCUUCUCCUCCCCGGAGCUCAGCGGUCCUCCGGUUACUGCUGCUGGAGGAGCGUUCAACUACAUGACCGGUCAGGACCCCUUCAGCUCCAGGAGGAGAAACCAUGAACCCAUCAGACCGGCCGUCUCAGGAUUGAAGACUCGCACUAAGGACAAGUACAGGGUGGUGUACACUGACCAGCAACGCCUGGAGCUGGAGAAGGAGUUUCAGUUCAACCGUUACAUCACCAUGAGGAGGAAGUCCGAGCUGUCGCUGGCACUGGGCCUCUCCGAGAGACAGGUGAAGAUCUGGUUUCAGAACAGACGUGCUAAAGAGAGGAAGAUAACCAGGAAGAAGCUGCAGAACUCUCAGCAGGCCUCCACAACAACACCCACCCCACCGGCGCUGGGUGGACCCGCUGACACCCACAUCAACACCAGCCCCAGCAGCAACAUUUUGUCUGAUACGAUAUCGGAAGAAUACUAAGGGGGGGACUUCAUUAUGGAAGACUGAUACAGCGUGAAAUAUGUACAUAGCAUUAUUUUUUUUGUUUUUUAUAUACCACAGAAUGAAUGAAGAUGAUUCACAUCAACAUGAUGUUUUAAUGCUGCACCUCCUCCUGCCUUUCACAAUGACAAGCACUGAAACAUGUCUGUUGCACUGAUCAUCUCUGAUGGGCAUUUGCCAAUCACAGGACUUUAAUGUUUUAAUAUAUGUAUAUGGAUCAUUUUCAGCACCAAGAUACUGAUUUAAAGGACAAAGAGUGACUGGAUAACUUGAGUUCCUUCUUCAAGAAUAGUUGUUUAAAGCCACAAUGAAAAAGCAUUUCAGUAGUCCUUCUUUCUUUGACGUUUCUUUAAUGUUGAAAUUCGUCUGAAUCUUGUUGGAUAAAAGUGACACUGUCUA
This is a messenger RNA of Sebastes umbrosus (honeycomb rockfish), 1380 nucleotides long. It is a transcript of the gene cdx1a, whose product is annotated as caudal type homeobox 1a. The transcript has 4 exons. Gene Ontology annotation, molecular function: RNA polymerase II transcription regulatory region sequence-specific DNA binding; DNA-binding transcription factor activity, RNA polymerase II-specific. NCBI's taxonomy places the organism in Eukaryota, Metazoa, Chordata, Actinopteri, Perciformes, Sebastidae. Bases 295 to 960 code for a protein of 221 amino acids. The record is from RefSeq and is a predicted model, not a curated record. Gene Ontology annotation, cellular component: nucleus. Gene Ontology annotation, biological process: animal organ morphogenesis; regulation of transcription by RNA polymerase II; embryo development.